CGCCCGGACGGUGCCGGCGCUGAGGCCGCUCCGCGCCGCUCCCGGCGGGGCCGCAGGGCUCAUGUAAUCAAAGGAGUUUCUUUGUUGUGAGUAUCUUUUCAGAACACAACGGGAAUUCAAAAUGAAUCAGAACACAACUGAGUCUCCUGUCACUGUGGAGACCUUGGAUGAUGUACCUGAGCACGUGCUUAGGGGCCUUCCCGAGGAUGUGAGGCUCUUCCCAUCUGCUGUGGACAAGACACGGCUCGGUGUCUGGGCAACAAAAUCAAUUUUAAAAGGCAAGAAGUUUGGACCAUUUGUUGGUGACAAGAAAAAAAGAUCUCAAGUCAAGAGCAAUGUGUACAUGUGGGAGGUGUAUUACCCAAACCUGGGCUGGAUGUGUGUGGAUGCCACAGACCCAGAGAAGGGCAACUGGCUCCGCUACAUAAACUGGGCCCGUUCUGGGAAGGAGCAGAACCUGUUUCCUCUGGAGAUCAACAGGACCAUUUACUACAAGAGCCUAAAGCCAAUCGCGGCGGGCGAGGAGCUGUUGGUGUGGUACAAUGGCGAGGACGACCCGGCCAUAGCGGCCGCGAUCGAGGAGGAGCGAGCGAGCGCCCGCAGCCGCCGGCACUCCCCGAAGGCCCGCAGAGGAAAGAAGAAGACUCAGGAAGGAAAAAACAAGGGAAAGAAGGCAGCAGAUACAAAACAGAAAAAGACUGAUUUGGAUUCUACUUCUGCAGAUAUGAAGGAUUCUAAAGAGGGUCAUAAAGAGGAAGAUGAAACGCCUUCUGCUUCUGCUGUGCUGUCCCUGGAACAAACAGCUGUGAUUCAGGAAAUGGUCAAUCAGGAUGUGCUUCCAAAGCUGAUGAUCCCCAGUCCGACCAACGAACCACAAGUGGUAACUGAAGACAAGCAAGGAGAGGCAAUAAACUGUGCAUCAGAUGAUUUGGAUGACGAUGAAGAGGAGGAGGAUGAAGAAGAGGAAGAUGAGGAGGAGAUGGAAGAUACCAAUAUGCCUAAAGAAAAUGCUGAAAUGCCUUUGAUGUGCGAAGAAAAGUUAGACUCCCUGGAAGAACAAAAGAGUACGUCGGAGGAAUCGCCAGAAAACUCUCCAAAGAAGAAGCUGGUGGUGAAAAUCCCGAAAGCAAGAGGUGAAUCCAACGGUGACGUUCAGGAAACGUUCAUGUUUCCCUGUCAGCAUUGUGAGAGGAAGUUCACAACAAAGCAGGGGCUCGAGCGCCACAUGCACAUCCACAUAUCCACCCUCAACCACGCCUUCAAGUGCCGCUACUGCGGGAAGGCCUUCGGGACCCAAAUUAACCGGCGAAGGCACGAGCGACGCCACGAGGCCGGGCCCAGGCGGAAACCCUUCCUAACCCUGACGGCAUCACAACACCUGGAUAACGUUGCUGACAACCAGGUAAUUGUGGAUGAUGGUCUUAAAGACGACCUGAACGUUCCCGGUCUUGUGCAAGACUCCGUUGUGUUGGAUUCUGAGAAAGCUUCCCAAGAAAUGUCCAACUCCGCGUUUGCUGAGGAGAACAAGGAGCCCAAAGAAUUGCACCCGUGCAAAUACUGCAAAAAGGUGUUUGGAACUCACACCAACAUGAGGAGGCACCAGCGCAGGGUUCACGAGAGGCAUCUUAUUCCCAAAGGGGUCAGGAGAAAAGGAUUCUUCACCGAAGAGCCACCGCUUCCCACAGAGCCGGCCCCGUCGGUGCAGAGCGUGUACAUAGCCAGCACGGAGAUCGAGGAGGAAGGGGAAGUAGAUGAUGUCUAUAUUAUGGAUAUUUCCAGCAAUAUCUCUGAGAAUUUAAAUUAUUACAUUGAUGGGAAAAUCCAGUCCAACAGCAGCACGAGCAAUUGUGAUGUGAUUCAGAUGGAGUCCAACUCUGCAGACCUGUAUGGGCUGAACUGCAUCAUCAGUCCGGUCACGGUGGAAAUUUCCUCAAAUAUAAAGGUUACACAAACACAUGUGAGUGAACCUCCUAAGGAACCCUCUAGCAGCGGGAGCAAUGAAUCCAAAAAGAGAAGAACUGCCAGCCCUCCUCUUGUACCAAAAAUAAAAACUGAAAUAGACCCAGAACCUAUAACUCCUACAAGUUCUUUAAAUCUUCCUCUUAGCAUUUCAACAGAAAGCUUAUCUUUUCAUAAAGAAAAAGGGGUUUAUUUGUCAUCAAAAUUAAAGCAGCUUCUUCAGACACAGGACAAUAAGAAGAUAACUCCAUCAAGUGAAAUCCCAAAACUAGGACCUUCUGUUACGUCAUCACCUAUUUUGCCUCCGGUAUCCAGCAGGUUUAAAAGAAGGACCAGCUCUCCUCCCAGCUCUCCACAGCACAGUCCAGUGCUUCGAGACUUUGUCAAAUCAGGUGAGGGAAAAGCUGUGUGGAACGAUAGCAUUCGGAGCUCAAAAAUGCCAAAGUUAGAAAGCCACAGCAGCUCGCCUGCUUGGAGCUUGACUGGAAGGGAGGACAAAGAGACCUUGAGCCCUCAUUGCUAUGAAGAAUACAAAAUAUCAAAAGACUGGACAGCAGCUCCAACAUUUGGCAACGUGUGCAACCAGCAGCCGCUGGAUUUAUCCAGUGGUGUGAAACAAAGGUCUGAUGUCAAAAGUAAGACUCAGGUUCCCUGGGAGUCCGUUUUAGACCUGAGCGUGCAUAAGAAGCCCUGCAGCGAUGCAGAAGUCAGGGAGUGCAAAGAAAAUUCCAUCCAGCCAACGUGCAGUGGUGUUAAAAAGAAGAAGCCAACCACGUGCAUGUUACAGAAGGUGCUGCUGAACGAGUACAACGGGACGGACGCGGCCCCGGAGGGCGCGCUGGGGGGGAACGGCAGCGCCAGCCCCGGCAAAGCCCCGGAGCCUCAGGCAGAGCCCGACGGGGAUCCCGGGCUCUCGGCAUCGUCUUCCACUGACACUCAGCCCCUCAAUUCCUCCGCUUCCCCUGUGCCACAGGCACCCGCUGUACCCCCUGUGUGCCAGCUGCCCCCCUUGCUAACCCCCACCAACCCCCCCUCCCCGCCACCCUGCCCGCCCGUGUUAACAGUCGCUACGUCGCCUCCUCCCCUGCUCCCAACCAUGCCCUUACCCAUUCCAGAUGUGUCUGCCAGUGCCACUAACACUUCCUCCUGUCCAUCACCACUCUCCAACACUACUACCCAGUCCCCACUACCAGUUCUUUCACCUACAGUUUCUCCUUCUCCAUCCCCUGUUCCUUCUGUUGAACCUCUUAUUUCUGCUGCCUCACCUGGCCCUCCUACACUCUCUUCCUCGUCUUCCUCCUCCUCUUCCUCCUCUUUCUCCUCCUCCUCAUCUUCAUCAUCUCCAUCUCCGCCUCCUCUUUCAGUAGUUUCUUCUGUUGUUUCCUCUGCUGAUAAUCUUGAAAGUUCUCUCCCAAUAAUAAAACAGGAAGAAGCUGAAAGCGAGCAGCAGAAAGCAAGAGAAGAUCCUCACACUUCCAGUGACUCGGGAGUCGUGCAGGAAACGUUCAGUAAGAGCUUUGUGUGCAAUGUCUGCGAAUCCCCUUUUCUUUCCAUUAAAGACCUAACGAAGCAUUUAUCUGUUCAUGCUGAAGAAUGGCCCUUCAAAUGUGAAUUCUGUGUACAGCUUUUUAGGGAUAAAACAGACUUGUCGGAACAUCGCUUUCUGCUCCACGGAGUGGGCAAUAUCUUUGUUUGCUCCGUCUGUAAAAAGGAAUUUGCUUUUUUGUGCAAUUUGCAACAGCAUCAGCGGGAUCUCCAUCCAGACAAGGAGUGCACACAUCAUGAGUUUGAAAGUGGGACUUUGAGACCCCAGAAUUUUACUGAUCCCAGUAAGGCCAACGCGGAGCACAUGCAGAGCCUGCAAGAAGAUUCCUUGGAACCUUCCAAAGAGGAGGAAGAUGAAGAUCUAAAUGAUUCCUCUGAAGAGCUUUAUACUACUAUAAAAAUAAUGGCUUCUGGCGUGAAAUCUAAAGAUCCAGAUGUUCGUAUGGGCCUCAAUCAACACUACCCGAGCUUUAAACCACCUCCCUUCCAGUAUCACCAUCGCAAUCCUAUGGGUAUUGGAGUUACUGCCACAAACUUCACUACCCACAAUAUUCCUCAGACUUUUACUACUGCCAUUCGAUGCACAAAAUGUGGGAAAAGUGUCGAUAACAUGCCCGAGUUACACAAACACAUACUGGCCUGUGCCUCUGCCAGUGAUAAAAAGAGAUACACACCUAAAAAAAAUCCAGUCCCCCUCAAACAGACAGUGCAGCCUAAGAACGGCAUGGUGGUUAUAGCUGGGCCUGGGAAGAACGCCUUCAGACGAAUGGGUCAGCCUAAAAGACUCAAUUUCAAUGUUGAGAUUAGCAAAAUGUCCUCCAAUAAACUAAAAAUAAGUGCAUUGAAAAAGAAAAACCAGCUCGUCCAGAAAGCUAUCCUGCAAAAAAAGAAAUCUGCCCAGCAGAAGGCGGAGUUGAAAAAUAAUCCCUCCGAGUCGGACUCUCACAUCUGCCCCUACUGCAACAGGGAGUUCACCUACAUCGGGAGUUUGAACAAACACGCCUCGUACAGCUGUCCCAAAAAACCCAUCUCUCCCUCCUCCAAAAAGAAUUCUUCCAAAAAAAGUGCGAGUUCCUCGCCCGCGAACAGUGACAAAGGCGGCAACCAGCGGAGGCGGACGGCGGACGCGGAGAUCAAGAUGCAGAGCACUCAGACCCACCUGGGCAAGACCCGAGCACGGACCUCGGGGCCGGCCCAGCUCCAGCUCCCCUCGGCCUCCUUCAAGGCCAAACAGAGCGUGAAAUUCGUACCUUCCAUGCGCUCUAAAAAGCCAAAUUCGUCUUCGUCCCUGAGGAACUCUAGUCCUGUGAGAGUAUCUAAAAUGUCCCACGUGGAUGGGAAAAAAACUAAGGUGGUGACUAAGAACAGUUCCUCUGGAAUGUCCAGCAAAGCGUCCCGGAAAUUGCACGUCAGAAUACAGAGGAAUAAUAAAGCUGUUCUGCCAAGUAAAUCUGCUGUGGCAAGUAAGAAAAAGGCAGACAGGUUCAGUGUAAAGUCUAGAGAGAGGAUUGGGGGACCCAUCACGCGGAGCCUGCAGCAGGCAGCAAACGCAGAGGCAGCAGAAAGCAAAAGAGAUGAAAGCAGUACAAAGCAAGAGCUAAAAGAUUUCAGUUACAGGCUCCGGGUGGCCUCUAGAUGUCCCUCCUCCUCCUCCUCACACAACACCAGCGCCAGGCAGUGCAGGAAAUCCGGCUGCACCUCAUCCCACUGCUUCAAGGAAUAGAGCCCUCGGCACAUCCAACCGAACCAGGAACUUCUGACUGGAAAAGGUGGGAUGAAGGAAUCCUCCAGCAUUGUCCUCUCCUGCUUUUCCUCGGGUGAGGUGGGACCAGUUCCUCAGCAGACAACAGGGACAGUGGUUUCUUCUGCUGGAAGCACUCCUGUCAUCUCAUCCUUCCUUCCAAAGGAGAGAGCACAGAGCAGAUCCUGCCUUUUCUGGAGAGUGGUGAACUGUGGGUGCUGGGAGAGGGGGAUCUGGGGGUGCCCUGGCACCAGGAGCCCCACAGCCAGUGCAGCAGCCUGGGGGAAUGGUCAGGCAUUUGCAGGCAAAGUCCUUGUGUUUGGAGGGUGGAUGGGUCUGGGUGAAUCUCCUUUUUCUGGGAGGGCACAGAGGGGUUUAACAUACUAUGCAAUUAAAUUCUGAAAAGACUGUUACAGCAUUUUAGUUUCUACUUUGCAUCCUCACGGGUAAAGAACAGGGCAUCCCACAAAAACACCACUGAAGGGAGUGGGGGGUUUUGCUGAGGUUUCCACGGGUGAAGUCUGUGGAUACUCCAUUGGCUUUAAUGGGUGUGUUGCUGUUGGGUUUGAAGUGCAUCAGGAGCCAUGUUUUUUGGGAAGGCCACCUGUUCUAUGAUCUCAGUGAAUGCACUGACAGCCCAGGUUCAUAAAGGGACAAGCAUCCAUUUCUCAAAAGCUGCUGUUACUUUUGUUGCCAGUCUGGUGCUUUUGCUCGAGUCAGGAUUUAUUUAUUUAGUGAGAGUAACAAACACAGGUGUUGCUGUGCAGUAUCAGGCAACACUUGCCUUGAAGUACAACACUUGUCCUUAAUUACAUCCCUUGUCCUUAAAUAGGAGGCUUGUGUUUGUUGGGACUCUACAAAUGCACGUUGAGUUUCAGUGCUCCUGUCCAGAGGGAAUCCACAAAGGCAGCUGGCAGCCAGUAAAGAGAAAUUCCACAAACAGAGGGAUCAGCUGGUGAAGUGCAGUGCAGAAAGUCUGUUACCUGUUUCUUGCCCCCAAAUGGUGACAAUCACACCCAGGUGCUUCAUCUCACAGGGGUGUCUCUGCCCAUUUCACCUCCCAGCCAAGACACAUUUUUCCAGGAUCCCUGCCCAUGUAAUAUCCAGGUUUGGACUAAGAAGGCCAAGAGGGUUGACUGCCCUAUUUCCCUCUUGUUUCAGCCAGUUUAUUCCCAUCCUUGUCUUUGCACUCCACACAGAUAAGCACAGAUCUGUGUAUGCACACGUUAGUUAAAAAAAAAACCAAGUGCCCAAUUGAUUCUCCUUCCCACCACCCUGGAAGAGUCAAAAAAAGGCUCAAUUUUAUAUGGAUGUUCAUAUAUAUAUAUGACAGAUAUUAAUAUAUAUGUAUGAAAUUGCUGAGAACAGUUACUUUUGUAUAGUUUUGAUGAAAAUCAAAUUGUUCAAAGUGAACACAAAAGCUUUAAAGAAGAAACAUUGGGUUUGUUCACCGUAAAAACGGUUCAGGCAUGUGUUGAGUUGGAAAGAAAAGGUCUUCAGGACCUUGUAUUAUCUCACUGCAGAUUUUUUGGAUAACUCAACCCCCCUUGGAGGCUUUCUAAGUGCAGUUGUGGUCUGGGGGAAGGCUGAGAUGCUGAGAACUAGUUGAGCCAUAAAAAGCUACAUCCCCUUCCACGCUGGAAGUGAUGCUUCCAGUCCAAGACUGUGAGAGCACUGGGAUGCUCGUGCCACUGCUGGCUGCUCUGUCCCCUUCCUGGAGUGGAGAGUCUCUAGGAUUUGUUCCCUUUGGAGGUUUUUGCUAGCCAUAAGUUCCUCCUGAAAUCUGUGAUUUAGUAAUUCCAAACGAAGGCUGGAAUUUUUCACUGAGAUUCUCAUUAUUCAUUUUGAGUAGCUGGAAGGGAGUAUCCAAAUCUGCUAGGCAGCUUGGUAAAUAUUGGUCAAAUAGCACAAGAAAUUAAGUUUCCUGGCCUUAUGUGUGUCUCCCAGAAGCUGGUGUGCACAGACAGCUCUCUGAGCAGUUUGCCUCACUUCAGUUUUGCUCAUCAUCUUUUUAUUUUCUCUCCACACUUUCUCUCAUCAUGUGACAUUAGUAUGGUAAACCCUGUUCCUUCAAACAGGAGUUCUCUUCCUGUGUGCCUGGGCAGCAUCCAGAUCACUUGGAAAAUGAAUAUACAGUGCUAAUAAAACCCAGCUCCAAUAUACUCUGACUUGAAGAGUAGUUGGGGAUUGAUGGAUUGAUGGGGAUUGAUGGGGAUUGAUUUUCCCAGUGCAGACUUGUCAAAGACCACACUUAGUGUAUAAAUUUUCAUGGUCACUUGAGGAUUGUUGCUGAGGAAGAGUUUUCUUGCCAUGCAGCCCAAACCCUGCUUUAAACAGCCCCUUCUCCUCAGACCCCCUCAACUUCCAGGCAGUUAAAUUAAGUAGGGAAUUCUGGCAUGGAUGCUGCGAGUUCAGUGCCUUCAAGGCAUACCAGUGAGGUUACCAGGGGCCACUUCUGUGCAAUUUAUUUUUGCUGCUUUUUUUAGAGUGGUAUUAACUGUAAUAACUGACAAACUCAAGGAGGGAAGUGUGGACAUUGUUGUGAUAUAGGAACAAUUUUUUUCUCAGAGAAAUUCUGGUCUGUCACACGAGCCUGUAAAUAUGUAUUUACAAUUUUAAAAGCACGUCUUUAUGUCCCUGGUUGUAAAUGCUCCGUUUUUAAAUGUUUUUAUAACAUGUGUGACUCAACCAAGAGACCACAGCACACAGAUUUAUAUUGUUCUGGUCUGUUUGAAGGGUCCAUUACAGUCUGAGCUGUGGCAGAAAAAUAUCCACCAAGAAACAACCCAGGGUUGCACCAGAUUUUAUCAUUUUUCCUCAAAUAACAAACACAGGUUUUUUUGGGAGGGUGAGGGAGUUGAUUUUUCUUGCAGAAAAAAAAAAGGAAUCAGUUCAAAAUGGUGUCGUUUCUCUGGACCAAUGAGGAUAUUUCAUUCACAGUGAAUUCAGGAAAAUAUGCCAUUUUUUUUCCCCAAGGUAGAAUUUCACAGUUUUGCAGCAAAUUUUUAACCUCCCCCGUGCCUGCUGAUGAAACGUGGAAUUUUGCCCUUGUCUAAAAAUCACAAGUUCUUGUGAAAAUCCGAGGAGAGGGUGGGGUAAAAGCUCAGGUUCUGCAUGUAGGAAUUUGCAAGGACGACACUGGCAGCUCUGCAGUGCUCUCGUGACAGUGCUGACACUGAGAAGUUUAUUAAAAAUAAACUGUUUGGAGAUGUGGUAGGACCCGGUCGGUGUUUGGGUUCUAAACGUUGCUCUGAAAGACUGAAAGCUCUGUUGUCUGUCUGCCGUGUAAGGAAAAAGAACAAUAAAUUAACGUGGCAAACUGCA
Molecule: messenger RNA, 8569 nt
Organism: Pseudopipra pipra
Lineage: Eukaryota; Metazoa; Chordata; Aves; Passeriformes; Pipridae
Gene: PRDM2
Product: PR/SET domain 2
Exons: 10
Coding region: 122-5227 (1701 amino acids)
Biological process (GO): regulation of transcription by RNA polymerase II
Cellular component (GO): nucleus
Molecular function (GO): protein binding; DNA-binding transcription factor activity, RNA polymerase II-specific; histone methyltransferase activity
Source: RefSeq, a predicted model, not a curated record